AUGAGGGUGGAUAUUCUAGGGUGCAACACUGAGUUGCUCUGGGGGCUGACCCUCGAUGAUGCCGGUGCGAGCCAUCUGAACGUUUCAUGGACAGUCGUUGGGAGUCUCCCGAUCUCGCGCUACAGGCUUCACUACCAGCCGGCAGACGGGUCGGGCUCGUCUAAGGACCUCUCUCCCGCACCAGGAGCGGGAGCCACCUCAACAGCCGUGCGGGGACUGCUGGCCCAAACAGAAUACACCCUAACGCUGACUUCUUUUGACCAGGGCAAUCAACAAAACGGAGAAAUCACUGGGACAUUCACCACAGUCUGUCAGAAUCCACUUGGGAUGGAAUCUGGCACCAUACCUGAUGGCAGCAUCACUGCAUCUGAAUACGCGGACUCCAGUCAACUGCCCUACUUCGGGCGGUUAAAAGAAACCAGGGGUUGGGGUGGCUGGGGACCAGGGCACCAAAGAACCGGACAAUGGUUACAGGUCUUUGCGGGCAACACGGACACAAAGACUCUUGUAAUGAACUUACUGGACGACCCCGUCGAUGCCCGUUAUGUGCGCUUCUACCCUCAGACCUGGCACAAUCGUAUCCUCAUGAGGGUGGAGAUUCUAGGCUGCACCACAAACAUUGUCGGCGUUGACGGCGGUUGGACCGACUGGAGCCCGUGGUCUGGCUGUAACGUGACGUGUGGAGUCGGGACGGAGACUCGGGACAGAACCUGCACCAACCCUGCACCAGAGAACGGAGGGGCAGACUGUGAUGGACCAGAUCAGGAGACACGAGAUUGCGACACUGGAGUGUCGUUUGACGGCGGUUGGACCGACUGGGGCCCGUGGUCUGGCUGUAACGUGACGUGUGGAGUCGGGACGGAGACUCGGGACCGAACCUGCACCAAUCCGGCACCAGAGAACGGUGGGACAUACUGUGAUGGACCAGAUCAGGAGACACGAGAUUGCGACACUGGAGUGUCGUGUCCAGUUGACGGUGGUUGGUCUGACUGGAGCCCGUGGUCUGCCUGUAGCGUGAGGUGUGGUGUCGGGACGGAGACUCGAAACAGAACCUGCACCAACCCUGCACCAGAGAACGGUGGGACGGACUGUGACGGACCUGCUCAGGAGGCACCGGAAUGUGAUACGGGCGUGUCUUGUCCAGUUGCAGGAUUGGGUGCAGGAGCUAUUGCCGGUAUUGUUGUCGGAGCGAUUCUAGCCGUGGUUCUGGUAGCAGCCCUGGUGUACAUGUGCGUCUUCCUGAUUCACAAGAAACGGGCUGGCAUGGGUACGGAGGACGGAGGCGUCAGGGACAACGAUGACAGGGUGUAUGACACCAUAGAUGACGCGAAGGUGGCGUCACAACGAACCGGAAUCGGAAGUGACAAGCGCGAGGUUCCCAUGGAAACCCUCCGCCCGCCAGCCGUCCAACCACGCCAGUCCAGUGACAUCCGAUUGGGGCUGGAGCAACGACCCGGAAGCGGAAGUGACGAGUACGAAGUUCCCAUGGAAACUGUCCAAACACACCAGCCCAAUGACCACCACCUGGAACUACAGCAGCGACCCGGAAGCGGAAGUGACGAGUACGAGGUUCCCAUGGAAACCGUCCAACCACUAUCCUAUCAGCCACCACAGCCCAGCCCCUACUACCUGGAGCUGAGGCGAUGA
This is a messenger RNA of Branchiostoma belcheri (Belcher's lancelet), 1647 nucleotides long. Its product is annotated as hemicentin-1-like. The coding region runs from base 1 to 1647 and encodes 548 amino acids. NCBI's taxonomy places the organism in Eukaryota, Metazoa, Chordata, Leptocardii, Amphioxiformes, Branchiostomatidae. Gene Ontology annotation, molecular function: protein binding. The record is from RefSeq and is a predicted model, not a curated record. The transcript has 9 exons.